Molecule: messenger RNA, 8675 nt
Organism: Coturnix japonica (Japanese quail)
Lineage: Eukaryota; Metazoa; Chordata; Aves; Galliformes; Phasianidae
Source: RefSeq, a predicted model, not a curated record
UUUUUAUUUCAGGCUCAUUUUGUGGAGUUUCUGCCCCUCUUUGCGUCAGCUCCACGUCACUUUGCCGGCAGCUCCCCGGCUUGGGCUGGAGCAGGAGCUAGGGCUGCUUUAUUAUCAGCUGAAGGGAGGAGGAGACGGUGCGUGAAGCGGAGAGCUCGGCACCCCGAGCCUCGCCGCCGCCGCGGGCUGCUCCCUCCCUCCCCGCUCGCAUCCCGCCUCUCUCUCUCGCGGGCAGCGGCACCCCAGCCCCCGCAGGUAGGAGCGCAGCCUCCUCCACCUGCCUCCGCCACUCCGCUCGGAGCGUUUUGCAGCAUCAUCUGGAGGCGCCGCGGGGGCAGGAGGCGCCGCUGCCCGCCCGCGGUGCCGGGGCAGGUGCCACGCCGAGCCCCGCUCUCCCGAGUAUCGCCGCUCCGCAGCCCCGGGCGGGCACCGCGGCGGGGCGGCUGCGGCUGCGGCGCGGCGAGCCCAUGUGAUCCCCGGCCGCGGGGUGCCGGCCCGCGGCGCAGAAGGCUGUGCGCCCGAACAGCGGCAGCGGCAGCAGUAGCGGGAGGAGGCCGUCGGGUAGCGCUGGAGUGAGCGGGCGGCAUGGUGUCCUGGCGGCGGAGGCCGGGGCCCGGCCUUGCGCGGCUGUGGGGCUUGUGCUGCCUGGUGCUGGGCUGCUGGCGGGGCGCGCUAGGCUGCCCCGCGUCCUGUCGCUGCAGUUCCUGGCGGAUCUCGUGCUCGGAGCCAGUGCCGGGCAUCGCCUCCUUCCCCGUGCCUCAGCGGAGCGCCGAGGAUGACAAUGUCACCGAGAUUUACAUCGCAAAUCAGCGAAAAUUAGAAAGUAUCAAUGACAAUGAAGUUGGAUUUUACGUUGGACUUAAGAAUCUGACCGUGGUGGAUUCAGGCUUAAGAUUUGUGUCCCGUCAGGCAUUUGUGAAAAACGUCAACCUACAGUAUAUCAAUUUUUCCAGAAACAAGCUCUCAAGUUUGUCCAAGAAGCCUUUUCGCCAUCUGGGUUUGUCUGAUCUGAUACUGGUGGACAAUCCAUUCAAAUGUUCCUGUGAAAUUAUGUGGAUUAAGAAAUUUCAAGAGACCAAGUUUUACACAGAAGCUCAGGAUAUAUAUUGCGUAGAUGACAAUGACAAGCGGACAGCCUUGAUGGAUAUGAAGGUCCCAAACUGCGACUUACCCUCAGCAAACUUAAGCAAUUACAACAUCACUGUGGUGGAAGGAAAGAGCAUCACGCUGUAUUGUGAUACAACAGGAGGGCCACCCCCUAACGUGUCCUGGGUGCUCACUAAUCUUGUUUCAAACCAUGAGAGUGACACAAGUAAGAAUCCUGCCUCGUUAACCAUAAAGAAUGUUUCAUCCAUGGACAGCGGACUGUGGAUUUCGUGUGUGGCGGAGAACAUUGUGGGAGAGGUCCAAACCUCUGCCGAACUGACGGUAUUCUUUGCACCAAAUAUUACAUUUAUUGAAUCUCCAACCCCGGACCACCACUGGUGCAUUCCAUUCACUGUGAAAGGGAAUCCUAAGCCCACAUUGCAGUGGUUCUAUGAAGGAGCUAUAUUGAAUGAGUCUGAAUACAUCUGUACUAAAAUACAUGUUAUCAAUCAAAGUGAAUAUCACGGCUGCCUUCAGCUGGACAACCCUACCCACCUGAAUAAUGGUGCUUAUACCUUAUUGGCCAAGAAUGAAUAUGGAGAGGAUGAAAAACGGGUUGACGCACAUUUCAUGUCAGUGCCUGGAGAUGGUAGUGGCCCAAUUGUGGAUCCAGACGUUUAUGAGUACGAAACCACGCCUAAUGAUCUUGGAGACACCACGAACAACAGUAAUCAGAUCACUUCUCCGGAUGUUUCCAACAAAGAGAAUGAAGAUAGCAUCACUGUGUAUGUUGUGGUGGGAAUUGCAGCACUGGUAUGCACUGGCUUAGUAAUAAUGCUCAUUAUUCUGAAGUUUGGAAGACACUCUAAGUUUGGGAUGAAAGUUCAUGGUGAAGUAAAAGGAGUUGGUCUGGUAGAUCAAAUAUGGCUUUCAUUGAAAGACUGCAACAAUGAAGAACAAAUAAUGGUGACUAUGAACAGUGAUGUACAUAAUAACUCAACUGCUUCAGAUAACAACAGACUGGGUCCUUCUUCAGUUAUCAGCAAUGAUGAUGAUUCAGCCAGUCCUCUCCAUCACAUCUCAAAUGGCAGUAACACUCCAUCUUCUUCUGAGGGAGGUCCUGAUGCGGUCAUCAUUGGGAUGACAAAGAUUCCGGUCAUUGAAAAUCCUCAGUACUUUGGAAUUACCAACAGUCAGCUCAAGCCAGAUACUUGUGGAAACUGACUGCCCGGUUUCUCAGGUGACACAAGGAACGGUUCUGCCAUCCCAAAUGAGGCAGGAAAAACAUCAUGCAGAACAAGGAAUUUUCCAUAAGAAACUGUACCAUAGCAACUGACAAAGACGUUGAAGCACAUUACACUUGCUCUGCUUGUUGCAACCUGUGCUUUGAUGCAACAGGACAUCAGAAAAGUGAAGAUUUGUGUUUUUGUUUUGUUUUGCUUUUCUUUUGCUUACUUAUUUCUUUGGCCAGGAUAGUGAUUGCUUUAACUGGUGCUGCUUGAUCAUAAAGAAUUUAUUGCAAAAUUGUGUAACCUUUCCAUAUCCAUCUCCAAGGUCUGUGCCAGAGCCUGUGUUCUGGCAGGCACUGCCAUGCUAUAGCUGGGGAGGGUGAGGGAACUACAUCUGCAGACUUCCAUGAGAUCACAAGUUUUUGAAGCUGUAGGAUCACCAACCAAUAGGAUGCAGAAAUAUUUCUAACAGGAUAGCAGCUGUCUAAUAUGUGACACUAAAAUAAAGUUGACUCACUAAGAAGUAGUGAUAAAUAAGCCAGCAAAAGCUGCUAUCUGUUUUUACUAAGCACACCAAAAUGAGGUUGUCUAAUGUAAUAGAAAAGAAGUUAGUGUCUGUGGCACUGAUUUGGAUACAGCCAAAUUUCUGCUGUACUAGGAACAGCAUUUGAUCAAAAUGUUGAGAUUUUUGAAAUCUCAAAGUCUUUGAAGGGCAGAUGUUUGGCUUGUUCCAUAGCAGCUGUAACAGGCUGUUCAAGAUGAACAAAUCUAAGUUAACAGGGCCUAAAAUGCUUAAGUGCGAAAACAGGAAAUCUGAUUAGCACUACAAAUCAGCUGAGGUCUGGAGAUUCCCCUUCUGUUGAGCUGGGGCAGUUCAGUCAUCUUCCAUUUAUUUCUGGAGUUUAUACUUCACUCUACCCAUACUUAGUCUCUCCCUUGUGUUCCUUUUCAAGCUCAUGGGCAGUUCAGGCUUGUGCUUCUCACAGGAAAUGGUAAACUCCACGGUUCUCCUCUCUACUUUAUCUGCAGACAUGAAUUAACAGGUGGAAGGUACAUUGUUCAGCACAUCUGUUAGGCAUGUGCUCUGUUUUCAUACACAUUAAUUGCUUAUCAGAUUAGAAGGACUAUAUUCCUGAGGUAAAAUGUACUGCUUUUCCGUGAGACUUCAUGCUACAUGUUCCCCUUGACGGCAGUGACUAGCCUGUCACUGAUUUGGAGAAAUUGUGUGGGAGUCCUGUAGACCUGGCCUUGAGCUAAAAACUGUUUACUGGAGCAAGUGUCAUUACAGCUGUUUAUAGCUAUGACUUUUAGCAUGCUUCAUAUGUGAAAACAUCAUACUCUGGGUAGCAGCAGGGGUAAUGAAAGGUCUCUAGCCACUACACCUACUGUAACUAACAUAUAUCUGGGUUGGUUAUAAGCAAAAAGACUAUUUAAAAUACUCUGAAUUUAAGAAGAGAUUUUUCUCAGAUAUGGUCUGGAUGCUAAGCUAGAGUAGACCUCAUAGAGAUGCAGCUUACCAUUUUCCCCAGCUUACACAACUGGCAUUUCUGAUGAAUGUUUGGCACAAUAUGGAGUAAAAUCAUUCCAGUAGCUCCUGUUCAGAAAUCUUAAUUGGUUUACACUUGUGAAGGUGUGGAAAGAAAUCAAGAGCAAGUACUUUAAAAUGUGGUUGUGGUAUGUUAAUUCCCGAAGGCCUGUUUAUUUUUAUCUGGAGUAGUACUUUAAUGACUAACAACAUACAGACUGGAAUAAGGAAAGAAUUAACUCAGUCAGAAGAGAAGCAGACAUCACAUAUUUUCUUCCACAUGUAUUGUUGUCAUUGUGUUUGUUUGUUUGUUUUGUCUUGUUUUAAUUAGAGAGUGCUCUGGGUUUAUUAAUUGCUUUCUUCAGAAGUUUCUCUUUGUGACUGUUAAUCUAGAAUGAUCUACUGAGUUUCCCAGUUUACAUUUUGUGAGUGAUAGUGGAGUUGGUUUCACAGCUUACAAGGUUACACUGAAGACAGUGGAAGGGAAACAGAGCUGUUGAAAAAUCCUUUUUCUGAAUGUUUUUUUUUUUUAUUCUAGUUGCUUCAUUUUUGUGUGUGUUUAAUGCAGUUAAACUUUGAGGAGGUCAGAAUCAGAUGUCUGUAAAAAUAAAUGAAAGUAUUUCUUGCAUUCUUCUCUAGAUUUUAAGGUAAGACAGCUGUAAGGAGUUUCUAACAUUGUUUUCUAAACACCAGUGUAAAACACACACACUUCGUAGCUUUGUAACACCGUGCAAAUAGAAAGAAAUUCAUCUUCAGAAGAAAAUACUAUGAGGCAGCUAGGUAAGCACUUUUGGUCUUAUUUUGUAGGUUGGGAAAACAAUGAUGAAGGGAUUCACUCAGAAGAAGUGUCUUAAAGUUGUUUGCUGAAGCCCUCAUGACAAAUGCCUUUCCAUUUCUAUGUGUGUCUGUUGAGGUUUCAGAAGUAAACAGUGUUGCCUCUCUGUAGUUUCUGUGUGAGGAAAAAUGCAAAUCAGUAUGGUUAUUUUUGCAGUUAGAGCCUGUUAUAUUUUUAGAAUGUGUGGCUGAAUUACCAUUCUCAUAAAGAAGAAAAUGUUAAAAGGGAAGAACAAACGUGACAGAAGCAGUGGUGAAAACAGCACUUUUGCCUUUAGGUUGAUUGUGAUUUUUAUGUAGAAAAUUCCAUUUGGGAAGAAUAUAGGAAAAUUUCCAGGGCAUGUAGGGAUGCAACAAGGAAAGCUAAGGCCCACUUAGAAUUAAAUCUGAUGAGAGUAGUCAAGGAGGACAAGAAAGGAUUCUGUAUGUCAAUAGCAAAAGGAGGACUAUUGAAAAUGUGGGCCUGUUUCUGGGUGCCCUGGUAACAGAGGAUACUGAGAAGGCAGAGUUACUGAAUGCCUUCUUUGCUUCAGUCUUUACUGCUAAGACUGCCCUCAGGAAUCCCAGACCCUUAAAAUAAGAGAUUCUGGGGAUGGGAGGACUUCCUUUUGGCUGAGGAGAAUCUGGCCAGAGAUUGUCUAGGCAAAUGCAAUGCUUACAAGUCCAUGGCCACCCAUGGGAUGCAUCCAUGAGUGCUGAGGGAACUGGCAGAAAUGACUGACAAGCUGCUCUCAAUCAUCUUUGAAAGGUGAUAAUUGAGAACAGGAAAGGUGCCUUAGGACUGGAGGAAAGCCAGCGUCACUCUAAUCUUCAGAAGGGACAAGUAGGAAGGAUUGGGAAACUACAGGCCAGUCAACUUCAUGUCCAUCCCUGGGAAAGGGAUGGAACAGUUUAUUCUGAAUAUCAUCUCCAAGCAAAGUAGAAGAGAAGAUCAAGUAUUCAACUUGAAUUCACCAAGGGGAAAUCAUACUUUACUGAUUUGGUAGCCUUCUGUGGUAUCAAAACUGAGUGGGUAGAUGAAGGGAGAGCAGUGGAUGUUGUGUACCUUGACUUCAGCAAGGCUUUUGACACUGUCUCCCAUAACAUCCUCAUGGGUAAGCUUAGGAAAUGUGAGAUAGAUGAAUGGACUGCUGAGAUGGACUGAGAACUGACUUACUGGCUGAACUCAAAGGAUUAUAUCAGCAGCACAGAGUCUAGUUCUAGACCUCUAGUUAGCAGUUAUCCUAGAGUAUCAGUACUGGCUGUGGUCUUGUUCAAUGUCUUCAUCAGUGAGCUAGACAAAAGGAUAGAAUGCACCCACAGCAAGUUUGCUGAUGAUAUGAAGCUGGAGGAGCUAACACACCAGACGGACAUUCAGAAAGGCCUGGACAGACUGGAGAGCUGGACAUAGAGGAGAUUCAGCAAGAGCAAGUGCUGAGUCCUACAUGUAGUGGGGAAUAAUCAUAUGUACCAGCACAGGAUAGGGGCUGACCUGCUAGAAAGGAACUCUACAAAGAAGAACCUCUGUGUCUUGGUGGACAACAGGUUGGACAUGAGCCAGCAGUGUGCCCCUGUGGCCAAGAGGGUCAACGGUAUUCUGAGGUGCAUUAAAAAAAGCAUGGCCAUCUGGACAAGGCAGGUGAUCCUCCCCUUCUACAUUGCCCUAGUGAGGUAGGUCUGGGUUCCCCACUUCAAGAAAGAUGGGGAACUUGUACAAGUCCCCCAUCUUCCUUGAAGUGGGGAACUUGUAGAGAGGGAGGGUCACAAAGUUGAUUAGAGGCCUGGAGCAUCUCCCUUAUGAAGAAAGGCUGAGAGACCUGGGACUGUUCAACCUGCAGAAGAAAAGACUGAUGCGGGAUCUUAACAAGUGGAAGGAGACAGGCUCUUCUCAGUGGUGUUCAACCACAGAACAAGGGGCAGCAGGCAUAAACUGGAACAUAGGUAGUUGCAUACAAAUAUGAGGAAAAACUUUACUGUGGGUGCAACAGAGCACUGGAGCAAGCUGACCAGAGAAGUUGUGGAGUUUCCUUCUCUGGAGAUAUUCAUAACUCACCUAAGCACUUUCCUGUGCAAUGUGCUGUAGGGAACUUGCUUUAAGAGGUAGGUUGGACUAGAUGAUCUCCGGAGCUCCCUCCCGAUCCCUAUAGUUCUGUGAUCCUGUAUGUGGGAAGAUGUUGGAAAAAAUAGCUAAUAAAUCUUGGAAAUGAUCUAUAGUUGAUUACGUUAGUUUCUGACUCUUUGUUUUCUCUUUAAAAUUCUAUCUAGAAGAGCAGAUUAGAAAAACUGUGACCUGGAAACAGCUGGAUGACCAUUUUAUUAUUUCUGGGCUACCAGAAGCCAAGCAUCACAACUGCCUAAUUGGCUUAACAGAAGUUCUUCUCAGGUGCAAUACAUCACCCUCCUGCUGGUGGCAGUCUUGCAGGAAGCAAUGAUUAGUUGACACUGGUUGUGAAGCAGUCUAUUAAUCUACCAUGGUGACAUCCUGACUGUGGGGCUGAAUAGUAACUCACGCUUUGUGUAUCUCAGUUUUAGUUCAGUACAGGAGACACAUAUACCAACAGUCAACACCCAUUUACUUAGCUGCAAGUGCCAGCUUUGAGCAACUAGAGAGAAAAAUCCAGCUGUGACUUUGAGACAAAAAAAUUCACUGCUGACAAUGAAAGUGAUGUGAUUUUUAAUACUUUCUCUACCGAUAAGCAUGUAGGGUAUUCUCCAUUACAGAUGAAUAAGUAUAGCAGCCAUUUGUGUCGGUUACUGCUCAAAAUGAAUAUAUAAGCAACUGGUACUUAUCUGCUCUGUGAGAGAACUUGAAAUUCAGAAAGAACAGGAGAAAAAAACUAACAUUAUGUCUGUCUUGCUGUGCAGCUACAGUUUCUUUAAACUGUUCUGUAAUGUCUUGGUGUUACAGUAGUUGCAACACAACAGACUUGCUUUUUUAAAAAGCAACAGUCACAGAGAAGCUAAGUGAGAAAAUAACUUUUCUGGCCAAUGCAUUUUGAUUUCUCACAGAGGCUCCCAGGACAUUUGCAUUCACUUCAGGAUGCAUGUAUUACAGAAGAUUCAAUUGUAAGUACUUUCCAAGAAUAAAGAGUACAAGGGGGAAGGUGAUUGUGAUUUAUGCUGACAUCUAUUAAGCUUUUAUGGAAGAUCACACGUGUAUACUAGCUAUCAUCAUAAAAUUAACUGGUACUAAUUGGUCAAAGCUGCCAACUCAGUUUGCUUAUAACACUAUUUUUUAGGUCAUGUUCAUUAUACUGACAUAGUAUGUCAGACCCUGAAUAAAGUUCAUUCAGCCAUUUAUGAUGCUCUUCUUCUUGUUGCUCUGCUAUGUGUAUGUGCUGCCAUCAAUGUGGGUUCACAUCUCUGCCAAGACUGAGUCUGUAUACUUUGGGAAAUAUAUGUCUCAUGUAUCUGCCUAGUGGUCUCUUCUCCAGCACCAGUGGGUUGUGGGAGGGCACCCUUUGACUGAACCUUGUCUGGUGUUUUCCUCUUUCUUGGAAACUGACAAGAACAACAUGUUCAAACACGUUCCCUUUUUUUCCCCCUUUUGAGGCAUGGAAGUAAGGGGAAAAAAAUAAAUAAAUAAAAACAGAAAGAGGCUGUUACUGAGUUCAUUAUUGUGCUAUAAAUCAACCAGUAAACUUCCAUGCAUUUUGCUGUAUUUGGGAAGCUCCUGUUCCUUAGUGACAGCUGCUUGGCUCAGCACACUGUAAUUAUCAGCUCAAAAACAAGAUGCUUUUAGGCGCUGAAAUCAUAAUGGCAGAGACUGAACUUGUCUUCAACCUCCUCAUGGGCCACAGCUCUAAAAGAUCCCAUUUAGUGUGUGCUUGAUUGUGUAGUUGCAUUUGAUACUAGGCUCUGCCAGUUCAUUAACACACUAGACCCUUUAGGAAGCUUUUACCCUAAAGAAAUAUAGGUCUUUGUUUUUCAUUAGCUGCUGAUGUAUCAUACAGUUACUGUUUGAUUAAUGCAUCUGUGUUAACUUUCUUUCUCUAAAAUAAAGGUUUUUUUGAUAUAUGGGA